Molecule: messenger RNA, 1514 nt
Organism: Rhododendron vialii
Lineage: Eukaryota; Viridiplantae; Streptophyta; Magnoliopsida; Ericales; Ericaceae
Exons: 4
Coding region: 213-1214 (333 amino acids)
Source: RefSeq, a predicted model, not a curated record
CCCGAGUCCAGACCUCUCUCGAGCAAGAACCGAUCUCGAAUUUUCUCUCGAUCUCGCGUCUCUCUCUCUCUCUCUCUCUCUCUCUCUCUCUAGCUUUUCAAUUGCUGCAAAUUUUGCCGCCAUAGAAACUAAAUUCUUCCACAGCACACCUCUCUCCCUCCCCAUUGGGUAUAUAUAUACGGCUUGAAAAGAGUGUUCUGACAUGGGAAGCAAUGGAAGCUGAAUCAGAGAGAAGCGGCCAACUGACCUCAUCAAACAGAAGAAGAAAACCCUUGUCCGACAGUACCAACGUCGUGAUUCCCACCUCCUCCGUCCUUCGCAAGCUCUCUUCCUCCCUCGCCGCCCCACCCCCGUUCCCGAACCCAGUUCAGAAACCAAAACCCAAUCCAAAUGCCAAUUCGAAACCCUACAGUUCCUCCAAAACCAAACCGGACACUAACCCCUCCAAAUCUGACACCAGCAUCGGAUCAUCCAGUUACAACCCCAAUUCUGCCCAAAUUGCCAAAACCCCCACUCGCGCUUCCGUUGCCGAUUCCGGCAACAAAAGUGAAGAGGUAUUUGAGUCCAUCAAAGUUUACAAACGAAGAGAGACUGCGGAUAAAACGAAGGACAAGGGAAAGGCAGUGGAUGGGCCUCUUACUUACUCCUCUGUCAGGAAAACAAAGGAUAGUGAGAAUUCAGAUGCCAUGCCUUUUUCCCCUCUACUGCAGAAAACAAAGGAUAAAAGGAAGGAAGUUGCUGUGCCUUUCGAUUGUUCUUUGGUGGAUAAAAGAAGGGAUAAAGGGAAAGCAAUUGCUGUGUCUUUCUCCCAUCUUGGAAAAUCGAAGGAUAAUGGGAAGGCUGUUUCUGUGCCUAUUGCUUUCCCUUCUUUGGUGAAUACAAGGAAUAAAAGCAAGGCUUUUGACAUGCCUUUUAGUUGUCCUCCCCUGCCGAGGACCAAGAAGAUAUGGACUGAAUUCAAUGGAGUUGGAGAUGUUGGUCUAUCCAAAUCGCGCACAGUUCCUCCUCCAAAUAAUAAGAAGAAGAGGCGCUGCUUAUUGGAAGAGCGAGAUGUUUCAACACAUGACUUGCCGCAAGAAUUCGUUGAGCUACAGAGAGCUUACUUUAAAGACGUCGAUGAUUUUGAACUGGCAGAAGAGGAGGUAUCAGAGAGUGAGUUGGAUCACGAAAGCGAGAAAAAGUGUUACAAUCACGAUGAAGUCGGGGCGCCCUAACCGAUUACUGAAAGACUUUCUCUGUAUAGCUUCAAGCUUACGUUUACAUAUUCUCCACCUGCCACCAGCCAUAGCAAUGUACGUUGUCUGUCAUUCUUUUCCCAAGUUUCUGUUUUGAGCCUCAGGUAACGUAAUAAAUUGAUCUUUCUUAGAUAACAGUGUCGCCACGUGCCAGCCGUAGGAUCUAACUUUACUUGCUAGUUUUUUUACGGACCGAACUACUACAAAUGCAAAUAUGAAUGAUGUAUUACAGUUCUUUGUAUUGACACUGGAAGUUGCAGAUUGCCAUGUGCUUUGUCA